AUGACUGUCAAAAGCAAGGAAAGCUAUGAUUACUUUGCUGACAAGGUUAAUAUUGACCGUGGCGAACACCGGUUGGCAACUGUGCGCAUGUAUCUUACAGAUGUUGAAGAGGGUGGUGAAACAGUGUUCCCUUCAGCUGAGGACAUCAGCUUUUAUGGUGCUAGAGAAUUUGUUUUAGUGUCAAAAACCUUCCAGAUCAGGCUAAUAAUUUGCAAUCAGGAGCCUCCACGUCGUAAAGCUUAUGUUAGUCACGAAGACGGUUCUGAAUGUGCAAGAAACGGAAUUGCAGUGAAACCACGUAGAGGGGAUGCACUUCUUUUCUUCAGUCUACAUCCAACUGCUGUUCCAGACAUAAGCAGCCUUCACGCAGGGUGUCCUGUGAUUGAAGGUGAGAAAUGGUCUGCCACAAAGUGGAUUCAUGUGGACUCAUCGGACAAGAACGCAGAAGCUGGUGGGAAAUGCACUGAUCAGAAUGAAAGUUGUGAGGGGUGGGCAGCCCUUGGAGAACGCACCAAAAACACCGAGUACACGGUUGGGUCACUGGACCUUCCUGGACAUUGUAGGAGGAGUUGUAAGAUACAGCCAGCUUUCAUGAAAUGAAUGAAAUACAGAAAAUGCAUUUAGUAUAUGCGCUUCUAUAGUUCUUUGCUUCCUGUUUUUUGCCCUUUUUGAAGCUUAAGAUUUUAACGGGUGCUUGAGAGAAAAAGGUGUUUCGAUUUGGAAGAAGUGAAAUAUCCUCACUGUCUGUCUCCCUUUCGUUGGAUUCUUAUUCAUUUUCAACAAAUAUUAAUGUAUCUAUCUGUCCCAUUGGUGAAUCUUUUCUUGAGAAGUGACAAUUCAGUCUUGAAAAGACCAGUUUCGUGCUCAA
Messenger RNA from Populus euphratica (Euphrates poplar), 868 nucleotides. RefSeq names its product probable prolyl 4-hydroxylase 4. The record is from RefSeq and is a predicted model, not a curated record. Gene Ontology annotation, cellular component: endoplasmic reticulum. NCBI's taxonomy places the organism in Eukaryota, Viridiplantae, Streptophyta, Magnoliopsida, Malpighiales, Salicaceae. The coding region runs from base 1 to 600 and encodes 199 amino acids. Gene Ontology annotation, biological process: peptidyl-proline hydroxylation to 4-hydroxy-L-proline. Gene Ontology annotation, molecular function: procollagen-proline 4-dioxygenase activity. The transcript is spliced from 6 exons.